GCCCGGGUGGGUGGGAUCCUCGCCGUCUGGCGCAGGGGAAUCAAUUGUCCUUUUCUGCCUUGUUGAUUGUGUAGUGCUGACUAUCUCUUGUCUAGGCGCAGGUUUUGCUCCCAAACAUACAUCCGAACAUCAACUUUAUUCCCACCCUCGUUGAGACUUGCGACUUGCGAUCGUAAACAUGGCAAAUGUUGAGAAGGCACAGCCAUUUGAAGAUGAAGGCUCGGAUCAUUGCAAUAAUCAACUCAAAGAUAUCGUCUACGAGCGCGUUCUGGCCGAGUGGGAAGAUGUAGGCGCAACUUGUACCCUUGGCUCUGUCUCGGCCGUGAACAAGCAGGAUACCAUGUUGUUGUUGAAAAUUGGGCUUGAUGCUAGCAGUGGAGAGGCCUUUGCACGCUUUUCUCUCCACUUCACUGUCAAGUCUGUCCGCAAGUCUUCUCGGCUACAAGAACUGCUCUUCGUCAUCCCUCUGAAUUCACUGUCAUCUCUGCAGCAAAAGACACUGCCAGCAUCCCAGAUUGAGACACCAGCCAUCGCUUCAGCAGUCAAAGAGGCCGGAUUAUCCGAGGCAGACAUGCUCAUCCGCCUGGACUUUGAUCUCUCCGACGUUGGGUACGUGCUAAUGCCAGUGACCUCGUUGACGAAGAUCAAGCCCAGUACUUCUGUUUCCAGCGAUCUUCUGCGCGGUCUUCAGUCCCUUUCCGGAUCACGGAGCUUCGCCGUCUACGUGCGACCGACCAGCUUUGCCCGGCAUGGUCUGAAGACGGUAUGUGACAGGUUGUCUGCUGGCACGCUUGUCCAACAUCGCGUUGAUUUGGGCAAGAUUUACGAUAGAAAAGAGGCGACUGUAAUCAAUUGGAAUAUCUUCGAUCUCAAUGGCGGACGUGCUCGUGGUUCGGAAAAAGGUGACACUCGUGAAGACAACGCUCCGCCGCCAUACAAGAAGACACUCGUCGCUCGGACACCAACACCUGAGAGAACUGGCCUCCCGAAAGAUUGCUCCGUUGCGUCUUCGCCGUCAGAGACGAGAGUGCUGGAGACGCCUCGCGAAUACAAAAUGACGCCUGUCGACCACGGCUUAGGACUCUUUGACAGAUUUGAACCUCCGCUUUCUUCGCAGAACCUGGAUAUAUUCGCCAGCCGCCGGAAGGGCAAACGUAAGCUCGCCGAUCGCUCGCCAUCACGAGAACGAGAACAAACACAGGCUCUGGAAUCUGAUAAUCAACCUUCUCCUCCUGGCGUUUCAGAUGAUGCGUCUGACGACCAAAUUACUCUUCCUGCUUCACCCAACAGUCCUCAAAUUACGCGUCACCAAUCGCUCAACAUCCAAAGCCCCACCCGGGAAGAGCCAUUCAACACUCCAGCCGUGCAAACCGCCGCGCCACUCAACCGCGAAAUCAGCCCAGAAUUCUCAGCGCACUACCUCGCCUACCAACACUGGCUCACGCGCGCCCUGGGCAUAAACCCGCGCCUCUACGCCCACGCGCGCGUCGCUCCGCAUCUCGAAGCCCUCGGCUCCCACACCCGGCACAAGCGCUUCGCGGAGUUUGUCGCGGCACGCGCGCGCACCUCUGCGGCCUUUAUCUACGACCCACGCGACGAAGCGGAUGAGGCGGAGAUGCGGGCUGCGCGCUUGUACACGCAGGAUAUCGAGGCGCUGGUCCUGUGGGCAAUCACGGCAGGAGCGUGCAUGGACGCGUUGUUCAUGGGGAAGUGGCUGGAGAUGGGUAGGUGUGCGAGGGAGGAGGUGCGGAGGGAUAAAGACCAAGUCCUGGAGCCUGUGGGGGAGGCAUACGUGAGGGCCAAGGCGUUUUUGGUCGAGAUGGUGUUUACGGUCGAUGAUGGGUUUGGGGGGCAAGAGGAGGGGACGGGAGGGGAGGCGCUGGGGUAGGUUGGUGGUUAAGCCUUCUAGUCGCGAGUGCUGCCUCUAUAUCCCCCUGCGAGGUGCGCUGUGGGAAGUGUUCUGAAGGUCUGGCAUGCAUAUUCACACGCUCCACUUCCCUCCGCGAGCACGUCUGCCUCAUCUACCCUCGCCAUCAUCACCACCGCUCCCUCUCCGACGGCACACCCACCACAACAUCAGCAGCCCUACCCAACACACAUAGGUUGUACACACGACAGUGCUCGCCGCCUUACCCUACGAGACACUCAACGUGCGCGUCGUUCUGCAUAAUCAUCGCCCCCGCGUACAGCAAUACUAUCUACGGCCUUAACGCCGCCGCCCUGCCGGCGCGGGUUUUCCCGGCGUCAAGAUGAUCUUGG
Aplosporella prunicola CBS 121167 is the source of this 2259-nucleotide messenger RNA. RefSeq lists its product as uncharacterized. The transcript has a single exon. Bases 179 to 1888 code for a protein of 569 amino acids. NCBI's taxonomy places the organism in Eukaryota, Fungi, Ascomycota, Dothideomycetes, Botryosphaeriales, Aplosporellaceae. The record is from RefSeq and is a predicted model, not a curated record.